AUGUCUAGGCUGAACGGCAAGAAACAGGACUACCCCGGUAUAAAGGCAGUCUACAAUUCCCAAGCCGGCUACAACACAUCCGACACACUGAGCGACCUCUCAAGACUCAAGCUGAACAGCAAAGACAUGGAGCUCAAAACCAUUCCAAUCCCUCACCGCGAAGGCCUCAAUCUGAUCCUGGGUCAGUCCCAUUUUAUCAAAACAGUCGAAGACCUCCAUGAAGCCAUAUUCAACGCUGUCCCGGGGGCCAAGUUCGGUCUUGCAUUCUGCGAGGCGUCGGAUGCCUGCCUGAUCCGACAUUCAGGAACGGAUCCGGAGCUUGUACAACUUGCCCAGGACUCCGCCGUGGUCAUAGGAGCCGGCCACAGCUUCAUCGUUCUCCUACGCGAUAUAUAUCCCAUCAAUGUCCUCGGUGCCAUCUGCGCCGUCCCCGAAGUGUGUCAUAUCUUCUGCGCUACGGCGAAUCCCGUGGAGGUCAUCGUGGCACAAACAGAACAGGGACGGGGAAUCUUGGGGGUUGUGGAUGGUUUCCUUCCCAAGGGCGUCGAAAGUGAAGCGGACAUAGCAAAGCGCAAGGCAUUUCUGCGGCAGAUUGGAUACAAGGCCUAA
Fonsecaea erecta is the source of this 609-nucleotide messenger RNA. RefSeq lists its product as hypothetical. Lineage: Eukaryota; Fungi; Ascomycota; Eurotiomycetes; Chaetothyriales; Herpotrichiellaceae. The record is from RefSeq and is a predicted model, not a curated record. Bases 1 to 609 code for a protein of 202 amino acids. The transcript is spliced from 3 exons.